Drosophila busckii is the source of this 2787-nucleotide messenger RNA. RefSeq names its product long-chain-fatty-acid--CoA ligase 3 (gene Acsl). NCBI's taxonomy places the organism in Eukaryota, Metazoa, Arthropoda, Insecta, Diptera, Drosophilidae. Gene Ontology annotation, molecular function: palmitoyl-CoA ligase activity. Gene Ontology annotation, cellular component: endoplasmic reticulum; lipid droplet; plasma membrane. The transcript is spliced from 9 exons. The coding region runs from base 1 to 2148 and encodes 715 amino acids. Gene Ontology annotation, biological process: neuron differentiation; long-chain fatty acid metabolic process; long-chain fatty-acyl-CoA metabolic process. The record is from RefSeq and is a predicted model, not a curated record.
AUGUUUAUCGAAGAUGAUGCGCAAAUGGACAGCUUUUGGGUGCAGAGCGCGCUGGGCGCUAUCAAGACAAUUGCAUUUCUUUAUGAUAUUAUAACGCUGCCCGUCUAUUUGGUAUUACAAGCGCCCUGGAAGCGUCGACAGGACUCAAGGCGCGUCAAGGCACGCAUCAUAAAGAAUGACGAAACCGAGCUGACGUACCGCACCACGGAGCCGCCACGUGAUGUGCAUGUCAAGAUGCUGCAGGAGAACAUUGAUACGCUGGAGAAGGUGUUCAACUAUGUGGCCAAGACGCAUUCAACGAAACGUUGCCUGGGCACGCGUCAAAUACUCAGCGAGGAGGACGAAACGCAGCCCAAUGGACGCGUCUUCAAGAAGUACAACAUGGGCGACUACAAAUGGAAGAACUUCAUUGAGGCGGAACGCAUGGCGUCCAGCUUUGGACGUGGUCUGCGUGAGCUUGGCCAAGCGCCACGUGAAAACAUUGUCAUCUUUGCCGAGACGCGCGCCGAGUGGAUGAUUGCAGCUCAUGGCUGCUUCAAACAGGCCAUGCCCAUUGUAACUGUUUACGCCACGCUGGGAGACGAUGGUGUUGCCCACUGCAUUAGCGAAACGGAGGUAACCACUGUUAUAACCUCGCAUGAUUUGCUGCCCAAGUUCAAGACGCUGCUGGACAAGUGCCCCAAUGUCAACACCAUUAUCUAUAUGGAGGAUCAGCUGCACAAAACCGAGACCACAGGCUUCAAGGAAGGCGUCAAAGUGCUGCCAUUUGCGCAAGUUGUAAAGAUUGGCAACGACAGCAAGUUUGAGAACGUGCCACCCAAGGGCGAUGAUAUUGCCAUCAUUAUGUACACCUCUGGCUCAACGGGCACACCCAAGGGCGUGCUGCUGUCGCACAAGAAUUGCAUUGCCACCAUGAAGGGCUUUUGCGAUAUGGUUACCAUUUAUCCAGAGGAUGUGCUCAUAGGUUUUCUGCCUUUGGCGCACGUUUUCGAGCUUGUUGCGGAGAGCGUUUGCCUUAUGACUGGCGUUUCCAUUGGCUACUCCACGCCGCUGACCUUAAUCGAUACGAGCAGCAAGAUUAUGCGCGGCUGCAAGGGCGACGCUUCCGUAUUAAAGCCCACGUGCAUGACUUCCGUGCCACUGAUAUUGGAUCGCAUUUCAAAGGGCAUCAACGACAAGGUCAACUCGGGCUCGGCGUUUAAGAAGGCGCUGUUCAAAUUUCUUUACCAAUACAAGGUCAAGUGGAUACAGCGUGGCUAUCAGACGCCGCUGAUUGACAAACUGGUCUUCAAAAAGGUUGCCAAGCUUAUGGGCGGCAAGGUGCGCAUUAUUAUGUCUGGCGGUGCGCCUUUGUCCUCCGAUACACAUGAGCAGAUCAAGACGUGUCUGUGCGUCGACUUAAUACAAGGCUAUGGUCUAACGGAAACUACCUCUGGCGCCACUGUUAUGGACUCGCGUGACAUGACCUAUGGACGCACUGGUGGCCCGCUUACCGUUUGCGAUAUACGUCUGGUUAACUGGGAGGAGGGCAAUUAUCGCAUUAACAACAAGCCCUAUCCACAAGGCGAAGUGCUCAUUGGCGGCGAUUGUGUAUCCCAAGGCUACUACAAGCUGCCUGGCAAGACUAGCGAGGACUUUUUCGAGGAGGAUGGACGUCGCUGGUUCAAGACUGGCGACAUUGGCGAAGUACAAACCGAUGGCGUACUUAAGAUCAUUGAUCGCAAGAAGGAUUUGGUUAAGCUGCAGGCUGGCGAAUAUGUCUCAUUGGGCAAAGUUGAAUCCGAGUUGAAAACUUGCGGCAUUAUUGAAAACAUUUGCGUUUAUGGUGAUCCAACAAAACAAUUUACUGUCGCGCUGGUCGUGCCAAAUCAGAAACAUCUCGAGGAGCUGGCUGAACGUAAUGGACUGAAAAAUAAAACCUUUGAAGAGCUGUGCUCAUCGCCCAUUAUGGAGAAGGCUAUACUCAAGGAAAUUGCCGAACAUGCGCGAAAAUGCAAAUUGCAAAAGUUUGAGGUGCCUGCAGCUAUAACGCUCUGCAAGGAAGUCUGGUCACCGGAUAUGGGUCUGGUAACGGCUGCAUUCAAGCUCAAGCGCAAGGAGAUACAGGAUAAAUAUCAGCACGAUAUUAGCCGCAUGUACGCUUCAUGAAAAUCAAUGUACUAAGCAGCAGCAGCAGAUACAACAAACCAACAACAACAACAAUAACAACAACAACAGCAGCAGUUAGCAGCAGCAGCAGCAGUAAUGAACUUCAAGUGGAAAUGGUUUAGUACAGCUCAGGCAAACACACACACAUACACACACAAGCUCACUUGGCAUUACUGAAAACCAAACUAGCUUAAGUACUAAAAGAUCUAAAAAGCCCAUUAAGACACACACACACCUAUGCAUUAAACACACACUUAAGUAGAUUUGCCUGCUUAGCUUAGCGCAAAGUGCGAGAGAAUUUGUAAUUUAUAAGCUGCUUGGCUUUUGUUUUGUUUUUUGCAUUUUGAAUAAGGGACAAAUUUCUGUAGUUUCUUAGUCGAGCUUGGUUUGGUUGAGCUUCUCUUAUUUGCUGUUGAUGAUAACGAGAUGAUGACGUUUAUAUUGAAUGACAACGCUUAUGAAGAUGAUGAUGAUGUACAGUUUUUUGGUUUUUAUUAGUGCAUACAUAUAUUUUUUUUCUUGUGGCAAAUAAAACAAUUGCGUGAAAAAUACUUAUUUUUAUAGAAAACAAUAAAUAUUGCUUAAGUGGUUGCCUAUUAAUUAUGUACAUACUGAUACACAAAAUGCGUAUAUACAUAU